AUGUCUAGCUCCGACUCUAUCAGAAUGGUCUUGAUUGGCCCACCAGGUGCCGGUAAAGGUACCCAAGCCCCAAACUUGGUUGAAAGAUUCCAUGCUGCUCACUUGGCCACUGGUGACAUGUUGAGAUCCCAAAUCUCCAAGGGUACCGAGCUGGGUCUACAAGCCAAGAAGAUUAUGGACCAAGGUGGUUUGGUCUCCGACGACAUCAUGGUUAACAUGAUCAAGGAUGAGUUGACCAACAACCCUGCCUGCAAGAACGGUUUCAUCCUAGACGGUUUCCCAAGAACCAUCCCACAAGCCGAAAAGCUAGAUAACAUGUUGAAGGAAAGAGGUACUCCACUAGAGAAGGCCGUCGAAUUGAAGAUCGACGACGAGCUAUUGGUCGCCAGAAUCACCGGUAGAUUGAUCCACCCAGCCUCCGGUAGAUCUUACCACAAGUUGUUCAACCCUCCAAAGGAAGACAUGAAGGACGACGUCACCGGUGAACCACUGGUCCAAAGAUCCGACGAUAACGAAGAUGCUUUGAAGAAGAGACUAGGUGCCUACCACGACCAAACUGAACCAAUUGUCGAUUUCUACAAGAAGACCGGUAUCUGGGCCGACGUCGACGCUUCUCAACCACCAGAGACCGUCUGGUCUGCUAUCCUAAAGGCUCUAGGUAAGAACUAG
Molecule: messenger RNA, 669 nt
Organism: Nakaseomyces glabratus
Lineage: Eukaryota; Fungi; Ascomycota; Saccharomycetes; Saccharomycetales; Saccharomycetaceae
Gene: ADK1
Product: adenylate kinase ADK1
Biological process (GO): ADP biosynthetic process
Cellular component (GO): cytoplasm; mitochondrion
Molecular function (GO): AMP kinase activity; ATP binding
Source: RefSeq, a predicted model, not a curated record